AUGAGACUUUAUUCCUUUGAAAAAUUGGAUGGUGUGAGGGUGAUACCCCCCGUUCGUCCUCACGAAGGUAUUCGCAUAUAUCAGAGAGCAACAAGAAUUUAUCUGGAGACAGAUUUUGGCUUAUACGUGAGCUUUGAUGGCAAUCAAAAUGCAGAAAUAAAGCUGGCCAACACCUACCAGAACAGAGUGGAAGGCUUGUGUGGCAACUUUGAUGGGAUAUACAGAAAUGACUUCACUAAUCCCGAUGGUGUUUGGGUGAGGAACGUGAAUGUAUUUGGUGAGAGCUGGAAAGUUCCUGUCCAAAGAACAGCCUCUCGUCGCAGACGAGAUGUCUCUACAGAAGAGGAGGAGGAACCAGAUACAGGGCUUUUCCAAGGUUGUGAUGAAAGCACACUGGAACAACAAAACAGGACCUCUAGGUGUCAAAUUCUGAUAGAGUCAAAUGGUCCUUUUGCAAACUGCCAUUCUACCAUCUCACCCGAUUUCUAUCUCACGAGCUGCCUUUUUGAUACGUGUGUGGAAGGAGAUGAUAAUGCUACAUUAUGUCGCAGUCUGGAGCAGUAUGUGCUGGCUUGUCAGGAGCAAGGAAUCAGUGUGGAAGGCUGGAGGCAACAAACACUUUGUUCAAUGGAGUGUCCUGCCAACAGCAACUACAGCUCCUGCAUGUCCGCGUGCCCAGCGUCCUGCGCUGACCUAACCAGCCCCUCUGAGUGCGACUCGCCCUGUGUUGAAGGCUGUGAAUGUCUCCCUGGUUAUGUUCUCAGUGGUUUUGACUGCGUGCCUUACAGGCAGUGUGGAUGCACAUACCUUGACAAAUAUUAUGAGAUUGGAGAAACAUUCACCACUGAUGACUGCUCUCAGACAUGCCUUUGCACAGAAAGCUCCAGCGUCUCCUGCUCUAACAUAGUGUGUGGAGGUGAAGAUAUCUGUGGCAUUUCAAACUAUACUCGCGGAUGCUACAGAAGUGGACCAUGUAUGCCAAGUCCUUGUCAGAAUGAUGGAGUUUGCUCUGAGACUACCAAUGAUACUUCUCUCACGUUUUCUUGUGAAUGCACAGAACUGUACACAGGAGAUACCUGUGGGACUGAACGGAUAGAUCAAACAGCUACAGAUCAAACACCAGAGGAAAAGGACUAUACAGCUGCCAUUGUUGUGGGAGUUUUGGCAGGUGCUGUUGUUGUCCUCAUUCUCAUCUCCUCUGCAGUAUACCUGUUCAGCGCAGCAAACCCUGGGAACCCCCAGCCUGGGGACCUGAUCGAGAUUUUCCGGCCAGCUUAUCAGCACUGGGCCCUCUACCUGGGGGAUGGCUACAUCAUCAAUGUGACGCCUGUAGAUGAAGGGCCUUCAUCGUCGUUCGCCAGUGCCAAGUCAGUCUUCAGCAGAAAGGCCCGGGUAAGGAUGCAGCUCCUGAAGGAUGUGGUGGGAAAUGACACCUACCAAAUCAACAACAAGUAUGACAACACCUACCCCCCCCUGCCCAUGGAGGAGAUCAUCCGGCGUGCUGAGUACUACAUUGACCAGGAAGUGUCCUACGACCUGCUUGGCAACAACUGCGAGCACUUUGUGACACUGCUCCGCUAUGGAGAGAGGGUCUCUGAGCAGGCCAACCGAGCAAUCAGCGCCAUUGGGUUUGUAACAGCUGCUGCUAAUGCCUUCUACUUGCUGGGCCUGUUGCGAAGAAGAUUCAGAGAACGGCAGUACUGA
Messenger RNA from Tinamus guttatus (white-throated tinamou), 1704 nucleotides. NCBI's taxonomy places the organism in Eukaryota, Metazoa, Chordata, Aves, Tinamiformes, Tinamidae. The record is from RefSeq and is a predicted model, not a curated record.